Messenger RNA from Oppia nitens, 582 nucleotides. Its product is annotated as integumentary mucin C.1-like. The record is from RefSeq and is a predicted model, not a curated record. NCBI's taxonomy places the organism in Eukaryota, Metazoa, Arthropoda, Arachnida, Sarcoptiformes, Oppiidae. The transcript has a single exon. Bases 1 to 582 code for a protein of 193 amino acids.
AUGACCAUCAAAUUAUUGAUUGUAUUGGCAAUUGUCAGUACAUUAGCCAAUAGUCAAUUGUCAUCAUCAACUUUAAGCAUUACUAUCACUACUACCUUAAAGCCAAUCGACGUGUCAACAACUAAUGUGUCCACUGAAUUGUCGCCGAUUGUCAGUUCAGAGGUUACUAACAGCCCGACUAAUGAAUCAAUUAAUGGCACACAAACAACAUCACCGACAAUAGUGACAACAAAUGAAAACACCACUUCAGUGCCAUCAAACACAUCAACAACUGUUGUAGUAAAUGACACGACGACGACAACAAUGGUCGUUGAAAGCAGCACUAAAUCUACUAUUAUUGGACAGUCAUCGUCAUCUGCAGACUAUGAAAGCACACUAUCACCGCCAGAUCAGACAAAAUCAUCUAAAUGUUUGAAUAAUAAUAAUUGUAUCGAUAAAUCAUUUCAUGAAGUUGUCAGAGAUUUAUCAUUCUUACUGAUUGUUAUGGUAUUCAUUGGUUCACUUCUUGUAACCUUUUGUACAGUGUUUGGAUACAAGACAUUAACCAAAGAGUUGUCGACACCAAAGGAGUGUCAAAAAUAA